This is a messenger RNA of Zasmidium cellare ATCC 36951, 366 nucleotides long. RefSeq lists its product as uncharacterized. The transcript has a single exon. NCBI's taxonomy places the organism in Eukaryota, Fungi, Ascomycota, Dothideomycetes, Mycosphaerellales, Mycosphaerellaceae. The record is from RefSeq and is a predicted model, not a curated record. Bases 1 to 366 code for a protein of 121 amino acids.
AUGUCGAGCACUGUGAAGAAGGCCGUCCGGGAGAUCUUCGAGGAGAUCACGAAGACCAAGUCAAACCUGAAACGAGUAUUGCAUAUGUCCGAGAGUGGUGCUGGCCAACGUGUCUUUCCACCGAAGACUGCGAAGAACGACGAGAAGUUUGGCCUUCGCCUGGAUAAGGGGGAACCGGUCAAGGGAAAGCCAGGGGUCAUACGGUUGAAUCUGCAGGCAAAUUCGAACGCGAAGAAUAAGAUCAUUCGCGAAAUAGCACAGAAGGACUCUCAUCGUGUGCUAGCGUCUGUCGACGUCGAUACAAAGCAAGAGGCGAAUAAAGAUAACGCUGCCAAGGUCAGAGACCAGCUUAUCGGCAAAUUGUAA